CAGCAGAACACAUUAAGGUCCAGGCCGGACUCACAGAGACGCAGAUCAAGGAACAGUUUAAAAAGCUUCAUCAGUUUCUGGAGGAGGAAGAGGAAGGCAGGAUGGCUGCACUGAGGGAGGAAGAGGAGCAGAAGAGUCAGAUGAUGAAGGAGAAGAUUGAGUCUCUGAGCAGAGACAUAACGGCUCUUUCAGACACAAUCAGAACCACAGAGGACGAGCUGAGAGCUGAAGACGUCUCGUUCCUUCUCAACUACAAGACUGCAGUAGAACGAGUCCAGCAGCGCCCCCUGCUGGGUGAUCCACAGCUGGCCUCAGGAGCUCUGAUAGACGAGGCCAAACAUCUGGGCAACCUGAGCUUCAACGUCUGGAACAAGAUGAAGGACUUGGUCUCCUACCGUCCGGUGGUUCUGGACCCAAACUCUGCUCAUCCAUGGCUCGUCCUGUCUAAAGAUCUGACCAGUUUGAGACUAGGAGCGAGACAGAAGCUUCCUGACAAUCCAGAGAGGUUUGAUCUUUGCUUCUUAGUCCUGGGAUCUGAGGGUUUUACCUCAGGGACUCACAGCUGGGACGUCCUGGUUGGAGACAGUACUUACUGGUACCUGGGAGUGUCAGCAGAUUCUGUCGAGAGGAAGGGAGACAAACAGUCUGGAUACUGGAGAAUAGGGUUCUAUAAAGAUUGUGUGGAUCCAUGGAGUCGAGCAAACUGAUGAAGAUCCACAAAAAAACACAUUUAUCAAUAACAGCUGAUCAUUGUUCACAUUCAACAAACUUUAUUCAAUCUCACACAUGAGACAUGAUUCAUGUUUAAUCACAUAAAGUCUGUUCACAUGUGAAAUAAUCCAACAUAUAUGAACAUUUGUCUGUUUGAUGUGAAGAAGCCAAAAUGAUUGUGUCUGUAAAAGUGUUUUUUCAACAGCAGCCUAGUG
Messenger RNA from Limanda limanda (common dab), 926 nucleotides. Its product is annotated as nuclear factor 7, ovary-like. Lineage: Eukaryota; Metazoa; Chordata; Actinopteri; Pleuronectiformes; Pleuronectidae. The record is from RefSeq and is a predicted model, not a curated record. The transcript is spliced from 2 exons. The coding region runs from base 102 to 707 and encodes 201 amino acids.